Messenger RNA from Dictyostelium purpureum, 2946 nucleotides. RefSeq lists its product as uncharacterized. The record is from RefSeq and is a predicted model, not a curated record. Gene Ontology annotation, molecular function: 4 iron, 4 sulfur cluster binding; aconitate hydratase activity. Gene Ontology annotation, biological process: citrate metabolic process; tricarboxylic acid cycle. The transcript is spliced from 4 exons. NCBI's taxonomy places the organism in Eukaryota, Evosea, Eumycetozoa, Dictyosteliales, Dictyosteliaceae. Gene Ontology annotation, cellular component: cytosol; mitochondrion. Bases 155 to 2824 code for a protein of 889 amino acids.
AAAAAAUUGAAAAAUUAAAUUAAAUUUUUUUUUUUUUUAAUUUUUUUUUUUCUUUUUAAUAUAUUUAUAUUAAAUUAUUUUUUUUUUUUCUUUUUCCUUUUUUCAUUUUAAAUUAUUUAUAAAUCUUUUUUAUAAAAUACAUAUUUAUAUUAAAAUGACAAACCCAUUUGAUAAGGUUAAAGAUAGUUUUACUGUUGAUGGUGAAACAUAUCAUUUCUACAACAUUGAAAAACUUCAAGAUAAAAGAAUUGAAAAGUUACCAUAUUCAGUUAGAAUUCUUUUAGAAUCAGCCGUUCGUAAUUGUGAUAAUUUUGCUGUUCAUGAAAAAGAUGUCGAAAAUAUUUUAAAUUGGGAAAAAACAGCCAACAAUAUUGAAAUUCCAUUCAAACCAGCAAGAGUUUUAUUACAAGAUUUUACUGGUGUACCAGCUGUUGUUGAUCUUGCUGCUAUGCGUGAUGCUAUGAAGAGAUUAGGUGGCGACCCAUCUAAAAUCAAUCCAUUAGUACCAGUUGAUCUUGUUAUUGAUCACUCUGUUCAAGUUGAUGUUGCUAGAACUGUUGAUGCAUUAGAACAAAAUCAAAAAAUUGAAUUCAACAGAAAUCAUGAACGUUUCAGUUUCUUAAAAUGGGGUGCUCAAGCAUUUUCCGACUUCUUUAUUGCUCCACCAGGUUAUGGUAUUGUUCACCAAGUUAAUUUAGAAUAUUUAGCAAGAGAAGUAAUGAAUAAAAAUAACUUAUUAUACCCAGAUAGUGUUGUUGGUACUGAUUCACAUACAACCAUGAUUAACGGUUUAGGUGUUUGUGGUUGGGGUGUUGGUGGUAUUGAAGCCGAAGCUGUCAUGUUGGGUCAACCUAUGUCAAUGGUUUUACCAGAAGUUGUUGGUUAUAAAUUUACAGGCAAAUUACCAGAUACAGCUACAGCUACAGAUUUAGUUUUAACAGUUACAAAUGAAUUAAGAAAGAAAGGUGUUGUAGGUAAAUUUGUAGAAUUUUUUGGUGAAGGUGUUUCAUCACUUUCAGUUCAAGAUCGUGCCACUAUUUCCAAUAUGGCACCAGAGUAUGGAGCUACCAUGGGUUUCUUCCCAGCUGAUAAAAAUACAAUUAAAUAUCUUUUAUCAACUGGUCGUCCAGAUAAAAACAUUAAAUUCAUUGAACAAUAUCUUUCAACUCAAAAUUUAAUGUGUGAUUAUAAUUCACCAAAUCAUCCAGUUUUCACCACUACUAUGGAGUUAGAUCUUUCAACUGUUGUUCCAUCUCUUUCUGGUCCAAAAAGACCACAUGAUCGUAUUUCACUUACCGACAUGCAAAAAGAUUUCAACAGCUGUCUUUCAUCCCCAGUUGGUUUCAAAGGUUUUGGUUUAGCCCAAGAACAAAUCAAAAAAGAAACAACCAUUAACUUUAAGGGCAAAGAAUAUACUAUCCGUAAUGGUGUUGUCGCUAUUGCCGCCAUUACUAGUUGUACCAAUACAAGUAAUCCAUCAGUUAUGUUAGGUGCUGGUCUUUUAGCUAGAAAUGCUGUUGAACAUGGUCUUGAAGUUUUACCAUAUAUCAAAACCUCAUUAUCCCCAGGCUCAGGUGUUGUCACUGAAUACUUUAAACACAGUGGUGUCCAAGAUGCUCUCGACAAAUUAGGUUUCAACUUAACUGGUUAUGGUUGUAUGACUUGUAUCGGUAAUAGUGGUGAUUUAUCUGAACCUGUUGCUGAAGCCAUCACUAAAGCUGAUUUAGUUGCUGCUGGUGUUUUAUCUGGUAAUCGUAAUUUUGAAGCUCGUAUCCAUCCAUUAUUAAGAGCCAACUAUCUUGCUUCACCACCAUUAGUUGUCGCCUAUGCUCUUGCUGGUACUGUAGAUUUCAACUUUGAAACCGAUCCAUUAGGUAUCUCUAAAAAGACUGGUCAACCAGUAUUCCUUCGUGAUAUUUGGCCAUCAAAACAAUUAAUUCAAGAAACUAUCGAAAAGAAUGUUCUUCCAAGUAUGUAUAAGAGUAUCUAUGCCAAUGUUACUGAUGGCAACAAGAGCUGGAAUGAGCUUAAAGUACCAACUGGUCUCCUAUAUCCAUGGGAAGAAAACUCUACCUAUAUUCACAACCCACCAUUCUUCAAAACAAUGGAACUCACUGUACCACAAAGACCACCAAUUAAAGAUGCCUACUGUCUUUUAAAUCUCGGUGAUAGUAUUACCACUGAUCACAUUUCACCAGCCGGUAACAUCAAUAGAAAAUCAUCAGCUGCCAGAUAUCUCGAAUCAAAAGGUGUUAAACCAGAAGAUUUCAAUACAUACGGAGCCAGAAGAGGUAAUGAUGAAAUUAUGGUUAGAGGUACAUUUGCCAAUACCCGUUUAGUUAACAAAUUAGCCCCAUCUGUUGGUCCAAACACUACAUAUAUUCCAACUGGUGAAUUAAUGUUUGUUUCUGAUGCUGCUGAAAAAUAUCAAUCUGAAGGUCAUCCACUCAUCGUCUUAGCUGGUAGUGACUAUGGUAGUGGUAGUUCACGUGAUUGGGCUGCUAAAGGUCCAUACCUCCAAGGUAUUAAAUGUGUCAUCGCCACUUCAUUCGAACGUAUUCAUAGAUCAAAUUUAGUUGGUAUGGGUAUUGUACCAUUACAAUUCAAAUCUGGCGAAAAUGCUCAAUCACUUGGUUUAACAGGUCAAGAACAAUUCACCAUUGAACUCCCAGAAAAGAGUCAACUUAAAACUGGUCAAACUGUCAAAGUUACAACCAAAUGUGGCAAAUCAUUUGAAACCACUCUUCGUUUCGAUACCCCAAUUGAAAUUGAAUACUAUGCAAAUGGUGGUAUUCUUCCAUACGUUUUAAGAAGAUUAGUUUAAAACAACUCUUUCAAAAAAAAAAAACUAUUGAAACAUUAAAAAAAAUUAUAUAAUAAAUUAAAUUAAUUUUGUAAUUUGCAAUUUUAAAUAAAUAAAUUUUUUUUUUAUUAAAAUUAAUUUUU